UGGGAGAAUGUGCCUCAAGAAAUGGCCAAGUACACGCCUGACGUGACCCCUUUAAUUCUAGCUGCUCAUAAAGACAAUUACGAGAUAUUGAAGCUGCUACUCAACCGUGGCGCCACCUUACCGAUGCCACAUGAUGUACGCUGCGGAUGCGAUGACUGCGUAGUGGCGACCUCUAGCGACUGUUUGCGUCACUCUCGUUCUAGAAUUAACGCUUAUCGUGCUCUCACGUCUCCAUCGCUGAUUGCCUUGUCUAGUAAAGAUCCGAUUCUUACAGCUUUUGAACUGAGCUGGGAACUGCGACGUCUCAGUUCCAUUGAAAAUGAGUUUAAGGCCGACUACACAGAACUACGUCAAAGAUGCCAAGAGUUCGCUACUUCGCUUCUCGAUCACGCAAGAACUUCUUCAGAACUGGAAAUCAUAUUAAAUUAUGACCCGUCUGGUCCGGCUUAUCAGACAGGAGAAAGAAUGAAAUUAGAACGUCUCAAGCUCGCUGUAAAUUACAAACAGAAAACGUUUGUUGCUCAUUCCAAAGUGCAACAGCUGCUUGCCUCUGUGUGGUAUGAAGGGAUGCCAGGAUUUAGGAGGAAAGGCCCGAUUGGUCAGAUACUGGAGAUCGGAAAGCUUGGUGCUAUGUUUCCAAUCUACUCAAUGAUAUACAUCUUAGCACCACACAGCAAAAUGGGUCUGAAGAUGAAGAAGCCCUUCGCGAAAUUCGUCUGUCAGUCAGCAUCUUACUGUUUCUUCUUGUGUGAGAAAAUAUUCUAUGGUCAUCAUCUAGAUCAGUAGUUCUAUGGUCAUCAUCUUUGUCAGUAGUUCUAUGGUCAUCAUCUUUAUCAGUAGUUGUAUGGUCAUCAUCUUUAUCAGUAGUUCUAUGGUCAUCAUCUUUAUCAGUAGUUGUAUGGUCAUCAUCUUUAUCAGUUGUUGUAUGGUCAUCAUCUUUAUCAGUAGUUGUAUGGUCAUCAUCUUUAUCGGUAGUUCUAUGGUCAUCAUCUAGAUCAGUAGUUCUAUGAUCAUCUAGAUCAGUAGUUCUAUGAUCAUCAUCUUUAUCAGUAGUUCUAUGAUCAUCUAGAUC
Limulus polyphemus (Atlantic horseshoe crab) is the source of this 1072-nucleotide messenger RNA. RefSeq names its product transient receptor potential-gamma protein-like. Gene Ontology annotation, molecular function: inositol 1,4,5 trisphosphate binding; store-operated calcium channel activity; protein binding. The record is from RefSeq and is a predicted model, not a curated record. The coding region runs from base 22 to 786 and encodes 254 amino acids. Gene Ontology annotation, cellular component: membrane; cation channel complex. Lineage: Eukaryota; Metazoa; Arthropoda; Merostomata; Xiphosura; Limulidae. Gene Ontology annotation, biological process: regulation of cytosolic calcium ion concentration; manganese ion transport; calcium ion transmembrane transport. The transcript is spliced from 3 exons.